AUGAAUGAACUGAAGUGUAAAGUUUUAAGUUUAUGGUUUUCAUUUCAUUUUCUAAUGAAACCAUCAGUGAAAUCUGCCAAAGAAAUAGCAACACAAAAGUUUGAUAUAAAAGGAAAGCAAUCACCCGAAAACCAUUCUAUGAUGCGAUGGGAGCAAAAACUUCCUUUUUGUCAACAUUGCGCAAGCCACUGA
This is a messenger RNA of Clunio marinus, 192 nucleotides long. NCBI's taxonomy places the organism in Eukaryota, Metazoa, Arthropoda, Insecta, Diptera, Chironomidae. The record is from the annotation of a GenBank genome assembly.